Messenger RNA from Exophiala mesophila, 576 nucleotides. RefSeq lists its product as uncharacterized. NCBI's taxonomy places the organism in Eukaryota, Fungi, Ascomycota, Eurotiomycetes, Chaetothyriales, Herpotrichiellaceae. The record is from RefSeq and is a predicted model, not a curated record. The coding region runs from base 1 to 576 and encodes 191 amino acids. The transcript is spliced from 2 exons.
AUGGCGCCAAACGUGGAGGCAUAUCCACAACCCCUCCACGUUUACCAAGGCCGCACACGGUUCCUCCCGUACUGCGACUCUUCUCACACAUGUCACGCCACCACACCCAACCAGGGCCAACUCCCUCAAGGUCACAUUCUUGGGGGCUAUGACCAUGGCUUAUCUUCGCCGUUGCCUCUGCAAGUACUCCGUCCUGCCCAUGGCUCCGUACUGGCUUGCAGCCUGAUUGCCGAGGUUCCGCGACCUGUACGUGAACCUUGUAAGCGAGGGCUUCUCGAUGGGUCUUCUGGUUCUCCAACUCCAACGCCUCCGAGAUUCGUUCCGCCGCCAGAAACUCAAGUGCUUGGAGCAGCAAAGAUGCAAAUCGCACGCAGAUUCUCCAUUACAAACUUCGCCAUCGCGACUUCAGCACUCGCCUUUCAAGUCUUUGUUCUGUAUCCGUGGCACAACAAACUCGACCAAGAAUUCAAGGAACUCAAGGAGGAGAACAUCCGGCUGUUGCAAAAGGUAGAAGUCGGCCGUUCUGAACAGCUCAAGGAAAUCAGGGAAGCAUUCACUCGUGCGAGAGCGACCUAG